Messenger RNA from Alosa alosa (allis shad), 1761 nucleotides. RefSeq names its product protein phosphatase PTC7 homolog. The transcript has 4 exons. The record is from RefSeq and is a predicted model, not a curated record. The coding region runs from base 16 to 339 and encodes 107 amino acids. NCBI's taxonomy places the organism in Eukaryota, Metazoa, Chordata, Actinopteri, Clupeiformes, Clupeidae.
CGCAACCUGGUUCCAAUGACCUGGAGUCCUGAUGCUGCAGACAGCUCGUCCUUUGACGUCCAGCUUGGUGACAUCAUCCUCACGGCCACAGACGGUCUCUUUGACAACAUGCCUGACUACAUGAUCCUGCAGGAACUCAAGAAGCUCAAGAACACCAACUACGAGAGCAUCCAGCAGACGGCGAAGAGCAUCGCAGAGCAGGCUCACGUUCUGGCCUACGACCCCAACUACAUGUCUCCCUUCGCACAGUUCGCCUGCGACAACGGACUGAACGUCAGAGGAGGGAAGCCGGAUGACAUCACGGUGCUGCUGUCCAUUGUGGCGGAGUACACGGACUAGCGUCGGUCCGGUGGUUGGCACCAACCCUCGGCUUCCUCCGGGUGCUGGAAUGACUCGCUUGGGCCCACUCGACCCAUUUCCUGCUGGCAGGAUCUGGGACUACUGUUGGUCAGCUCGGCUGGUUCGCUCGCUUACUUGCCCUCGCCGCACUGGUGUUUUGCUUUUGUCUUUCGGCACGGCCUCCGUUCCUUUUUCCUCAGUCCAUGCCGCGCCACGCUGCCUCAUGGUGUGCUCCCCACGCCCCCCUCCCUCAGUAAGGCUCCCUCCUCUUCACCACCACCACCACCACUGGCAUCUCUUGAGUCUCCAACCCAACCCAACCCAACCCAGCCCAGUCCAACCCAACACAACUUAACCCAGCCCAGUCCAGCCCAACCUAACCCAGCCCAGUCCAACCCAACACAACUUAACCCAGCCCUGUCCAACCCAACCCAACCUAACCCAAAGUAGUGGCGUCUUAGUUCAGUUUUCUUGUUUUUUGACGUAUGCAAGAUGAGCCAGAGGAGAAGGUAGGGUGGAGCAGGGAGACGUCGCUAUGACGCCAGGGGAUCUGGAGAUGGUGGGUGUUGAUACGCAUCUAUGCAUGAAUGGACAGAGUGCUGAAAGGGAGAUGUCCUCAGAUAUGACUACUCCAAAAUGGCAAAGCCUUGGCUUGUUUAUCCUCUACUCUGGAAAACACACACACACACACAUCGUGGUCUGUGUGGCGCCUCCUUGCUCCAGGUAUCGGUGGCAAACAGACGAACUGAUUAGCACGCACACACACACAGCGCUGCCAGAAGAGCUGAUUUGGACAAGGCUUUGUAAGCAUCCGCUGAUGUCUGCCCUGCUUGGCCACGGUAGCCUGGAGGUGGAGGAGGAAGAGGAGGAGGAGGAAGAGCUGAAAGCAGUCCCAAAGUCACUGGAUAGUACAUAAAUGUAGAACCAGCCCAAAAACAAGUAUAUCGUCUAGAUCUAACUCUUAACGGAUCUGCACCGGACUUCAAGCAGGUCCAGACCCAGAACAGAAUGACCUCAAGCGCCAGGGAAGCACCUGAGCCAGAUAUGCAUCAGGCGUGGGGUUUGAAGUCUGGGGCAGAUAUGCAUCAGGCGUUGGGUUUGAGGUCUGGGGCAGAUCCGUGGGGCAUCAGGCGUGGGGUUUGAGGUCUGGGGCAGAUCCGUGGGGCAUCAGGCGUGGGGUUUGAGGUCUGGGGCAGAUCCGUUGUCCGGUCCCAUCUGGGAGUCCAGUAGUGUGUCUGACGUUGAGCAGGCGAUGCCAAAGCUGUUUCCUCAUCACAGGGAAAAGCCUCGACACGACGAUAGCAGCGAGCAAUGUUGAACGUGUGUGGCGUACAGUCUCUGUGAUCUCUUGAGGACAGUAGAAAGAAUGAAGUGUAAAAGCGAGUGUGUGUUUCUUUGGAAAAUAAAUUGUACAUGAUUUUA